Molecule: messenger RNA, 999 nt
Organism: Brassica oleracea var. oleracea
Lineage: Eukaryota; Viridiplantae; Streptophyta; Magnoliopsida; Brassicales; Brassicaceae
Product: chitinase-like protein 2
Biological process (GO): carbohydrate metabolic process; chitin catabolic process; cell wall macromolecule catabolic process
Molecular function (GO): chitinase activity
Source: RefSeq, a predicted model, not a curated record
AUGACACCACAAUUGAUAAUGCAGAAGAUAACUCAAGAGACAAAUCACACAACCAAUGCCGAAGACUCCGAUUCUUCGAGCUCAUCUAAAAGGCCUCUAGUAUUAAAGAUCGUAGAAGGAACACAUUUAUGCGACAAAUGAUGGGAAUGUAAAGGAUGGUCCGAGUUUUGUUGUAACCAUACAAUCUUCGACUUUUUUGAGACAUAUCGGUUCGAGAAUCUAAUCUCCAAACAAAACAGCCCUUCGGCAGUCGCUCACGCUGUCGGUUUUUGGGAUUACCGAUCAUUCAUCAACGCCGCUGCUGAGUAUCAGCCUCUUGGCUUGGAUACCGCCGGUGAUAAACUUCAAGGAAUGAAGGAAGUCGCUGCCUUUCUUGGUCACGUUGGAAGCAAAACUUCAUGCGGGUACGGUGUUGCGACGGGUGGACCAUUGGCUUGGGGGUUGUGUUACAACAAGGAGAUGAGUCCUGAUCAAUUUUAUUGUGACGACUACUAUAAAUUAACGUAUCCAUGUACCCCUGGAGUUUCGUACUACCACGGUCUACUACUACAGGGCAGAACUAUAAAAUACAGUCUAAUACAAUUUGGUCAAACCGGGGAGGCGUUGAAAGUGGACCUACGGAGUCAUCCAGAGUAUCACGAGUUUAACGACUCAACGUUGGCGUUUCAAGCUGCUAUCUGGCGGUGGAUGACGCCGCCGAGGAAGCAUGUACUGUCGGCGCAUAAUGUGUUCGUCGGAAAAUGGAAAACGAAGAAGAAUAACACGGCGGCAAAUCGGUCUCCUGGCUUUGGAACCACCAUAAACGUCCUGUACGGCGAGCAGAUGUGCAACACGGGGUUUGAUAACGAUGAGAAUAACAUUAUCUCUCACUACUUGUAUCAUUUAGAUCUUAUGGGAGUUGGAAGAGAAGGAGCUGGUCCUCGGAUAUCGUGCGCUGAUCAAGAGCCUUUCUCUUCUUCCUCCUCAUCUUCUCCUCCGAGCACUCGAUCCUCAUCUUGA